This is a messenger RNA of Colletotrichum fioriniae, 1641 nucleotides long. The record is from RefSeq and is a predicted model, not a curated record. NCBI's taxonomy places the organism in Eukaryota, Fungi, Ascomycota, Sordariomycetes, Glomerellales, Glomerellaceae.
AUGGCGGCGAAUGCAGAGGGCCAAAGCGCCAAGACGGCGCACGUCAACAUGAUGACGGACACCAUCAUCACAAACCUCCCCGCUGAGAACCUACGGGUGAUCAUGCGCUCGCUGUUGGCCACGCACCCGGACAUUACCACAACUUUCGAGGCCGAAACCCGAACUUAUGUCAGAGAUGUAGCUUUACCGUCAGCUCAAGGAGAGUUGUCUUCGGAAGCAACUUUGAGAAAGACUCAGGCGACAAUUCGUUGCAUGUUAGGAUGCGGGCUCAGUCUUGAGAGCAUUUCGCUCAUGACCAGGGUAGUCAGGGGCGGCAUCAAGCUUCUCGUCGAUCCAGAGACUACCAAAGAGGAAACAACUGCUGUUCUUGCAUCCGUUGAUGGCGAUAUUGUUCAAAUUAUGACCGCCGUUGAGAAAAGGCUGCUCGCUGCUGCGCGCGAAAAUCUCCAAGACGACGAGCGCGACGCCGUGACCAAUCUCCACGAGGCCCUUAUCGAGUGCAGAGCCAUCAUAGAAGAGAAGGAAUUGGAAUAUCCCUACACAAGAGCACUUUUCGCGACUUCAAUGCUUCUUGGAGUGCCACUUCCAGUCUUCGAUAUGCCUUCAAUCGGUUCAUCGGGUCUGGGUGCAUCCCUUCCAGGCUCUGUAGAUGCGAAGGAGUUGUUUGAGAUGAACAGCUUUAGACUGCCUAGAUUAUUCACCGGACUUUGGCAAAUGUCUAGUCCAUCUUGGGGCUCGGCCCCUACAUCCAAGAUCAUUGCCCAGUUCUCCAAGCACAUGGAAGCAGGCCUUACAGCUUUCGAUAUGGCGGACCAUUACGGUGAUGCAGAAAUCAUCUUUGGUCGUUUCCGUUCGUCGUAUCCCUUCAGCGACUUGACGUUCGCAGCGACCAAGUACUGUGUCUUCAACCCAAUGACCGUGACGCGUGCCGCCGUGCAAGCCAACGUCGCUGAAAGGUGCCGAAGAUUGCAGACAGACAAGCUCGACUUGCUCCAAUUCCAUUGGCAAUUUUAUGAAGACCCUCAGUACGUAAAGGCGUUGCGCUUUCUCGAAGAAGACCCGCGCGUCAAGACCCUGGGGCUUUGCAACUUUGACACCGAGCAUAUGCAAGUCGCCAUUGAUAGAGGCAUCAAAAUUCACUCAAAUCAAGUGCAGUUCUCAUUGAUCGAUAGUAGACCCGAGGUCCGCAUGGGCAAGGUCUGCCAGGAACAUAAUAUCAAACUCCUGACUUACGGAACACUGUGCGGUGGGUUCCUCGCUGAGAAGUGGCUAGGAAAAGGGCAGCCGGAUCUCUACGACGAGGCGAUUACGCCUAGCCAGCGCAAGUACUACGCUAUGAUCCGAAGCUGGGGAGGCUGGGAUCUAUUUCAAGAUCUCUUGAAGGUGCUUAAGACGGUAGCAUCAAGGUACGGCGUCAGCGUUUCCAACGUGGCCACUCGCUGGGUGUUGGACUUCCCCUAUGUUGGUGCAGUCAUUGUUGGCACUCGGAUGGGCAUCAGCGAGCGCGCGGAUGAGAAUCUGGCGAGUCUGGGAUGGUCUCUAAGCCAGGAAGACCGAGACUUUAUUGAAGACGUAUUGAAGAGGAGUAGGAGGUUGGAGAUGUUUGAGGCGAUGGGAGACUGCGGAGGGGAGUAUCGCUAG